Messenger RNA from Pseudonaja textilis, 4027 nucleotides. It is a transcript of the gene EHD4, whose product is annotated as EH domain containing 4. Gene Ontology annotation, molecular function: protein binding; GTP binding; calcium ion binding. Gene Ontology annotation, biological process: endocytosis; endosomal transport. Gene Ontology annotation, cellular component: plasma membrane; cytoplasm. The record is from RefSeq and is a predicted model, not a curated record. Lineage: Eukaryota; Metazoa; Chordata; Lepidosauria; Squamata; Elapidae.
AACCAGGAAGGGCGGGGUUCACUGCUUGCCGGGUCGGCCUUUCAGUCUGGUGGCAGCCCAGGCGGGAGAACGAAGGAACGAACGAACGAGCUAGCGAGCGGCUGGGGAGCGGCCGCCAGCAGCAACCAUCGGCAUGUUCAGCUGGCUGAAGCAAAGCGGGCGCCAAAAGCCCGGCGAAAACCACGACGUGGUGGAGACGGUGACCGGCGGUUUGAAGGAGCUUUACGCGAAGAAGCUGCUUCCGCUGGAGGAGCAUUACCGCUUUCAUGAAUUCCACUCGCCCGCCCUGGAGGAUGCAGACUUCGACAAUAAGCCCAUGGUCCUCCUCGUGGGUCAAUACAGCACCGGGAAGACCACUUUUAUCAGGUACCUCUUGGAGCAAGAUUUUCCAGGGAUGCGAAUUGGCCCUGAACCAACUACAGAUUCUUUUAUUGCUGUCAUGUAUGGAGAUACUGAAGGGAGUACUCCAGGAAACGCUCUUGUGGUGGAUCCCAAAAAGCCAUUCCGCAAACUCAGCCGUUUUGGAAAUGCGUUCUUGAAUAGGUUCAUGUGUGCUCAAUUACCCAAUCAGGUUCUGAAGAGCAUCAGCAUCAUAGAUAGCCCUGGUAUUCUUUCAGGAGAGAAGCAGCGCAUCAGUAGAGGUUACGACUUCUGUCAUGUCCUGCAGUGGUUUGCUGAGCGGGUUGAUCGUAUCAUCCUUUUAUUUGAUGCCCAUAAACUUGAUAUUUCUGAUGAAUUCUCAGAAGCAAUCAAGGCAUUCCGGGGUCAGGAUGAUAAGAUACGAGUGGUGUUGAAUAAGGCUGAUCAAGUGGACACCCAGCAGUUAAUGAGAGUAUAUGGUGCACUCAUGUGGUCCUUGGGCAAAGUAAUUAAUACUCCAGAGGUAUUGCGGGUUUAUAUUGGUUCUUUUUGGGCUCAGCCCCUGCAAAACACAGAGAACCGAAAAUUAUUUGAGGUAGAGGCACAAGAUCUGUUCCAAGACAUUCAGAACCUUCCACAAAAAGCAACAGUGAGAAAACUGAAUGAUCUGAUCAAGAGGUCACGGCUUGCAAAGGUACAUGCUUAUAUAAUCAGCUAUUUGAAAAAAGAAAUGCCUUCAGUAUUUGGAAAAGAAAACAAAAGAAAGGAAUUGAUCAACAAAUUACCUGAAAUUUAUCGUCAGCUACAGCAGGAGUAUCAGAUUUCACCAGGAGAUUUCCCUGAAGUCAAGAAAAUGCAGGAACAAUUGGAGAACUAUGACUUCACUAAAUUCCAUACGCUAAAACCAAAACUGAUAGAGGCUGUCGAUAACAUGCUGGCCAGUAAAGUGGCUUAUUUAAUGACUCUGGUUACACAGGAAGAACGCAGCAUGCCAACGCAGAAGGUUCAAGGUGGGGCGUUUGAUGGCACCACAGCGGGGCCCUUUGACCAUGGCUAUGGGGAAGGUGCCAAAGAAGGAGCUGAUGAGGAAGAAUGGAUUGUUGCCAAAGAUAAACCCACAUAUGAUGAAAUCUUUUACACUCUCUCACCGGUCAAUGGUAGAAUCUCUGGGGCCAAUGCAAAGAAAGAUAUGUUGACCUCCAAACUGCCAAACAGUGUGUUGGGGAAAAUCUGGAAACUUGCUGACUGUGAUAACGAUGGCAUGUUGGAUGAAGAGGAAUUUGCAUUAGCGAAACAUCUAAUCAAGAUAAAAUUGGAGGGAUAUGAACUGCCUAAUAGCUUGCCCAUCCAUUUGGUACCCCCAUCCCAUAGAAAAAAUAUGCGUGGAAUAGAGCGGUAAAUGAAUUGUGAAAAAGUUAAACACACAAAAUGGUGGAAACUAUUACAUAGAAAAGAACCCUUUUAAUACACUUGAAAGUACAUUAAUCUGCCAAUAUUUUCAGAUUCAUAUCAAAUGUUAAAUUUGUCCUAUAGCAAAAUCGCUUUUGCAUUUUUUUUAUAAAAAGCACACAAAGCAUAAUUGGCAAUGAGAAACUAUAAUUAGUUGGGAUAUCCAUGUAUGCACAUUUGUAUCCAUAUAAAAAUUAUUUCUGGUUUUUAAAAUAUACAUGAAUUAGAUGUGAUGUACUUUGUAAGCUACAGGAACCAGCAACAGAGCACCAAUUACUUUUAUGAUACAGAAACCCUUUUUCACAAAAAUAUUUUGUCAGAAGUGCCUUUUAAAUCUCUUUUUGCAAAUAUUAAAUGGGUAAGAAGAACUAUUUCCACUAAAUAUACAGUCACAUUGAUGAAAUGGGAUUAGGUAGGUGUAAAAUAAAUUCAGAAAUUUAAUAAAAUACAAAACCUAAGGCCUUUACAAAACUUUAAAAUAGUUAUCUUCCAAGAGCCACUGAUUUUUUUUUUCUAUUUGAAAUAUGUUUGAAAUAUUUUUGAUAUUCCAAACUCUUAUGUUUCUUAGAUUAGAUUACAUUUUUAGCCUAAAAGAAUGCAUUUCAUGCAGCUUCGUUCUUUUAAUCAAAUAUUUAAAACAUGUUUUAAUUUAAAAUUUAUGAACAAAUAAUUCACUGGGAAAAAGAAAAAAUGGUAUGCAAAAAUAAGUGUUUUAAUAAAUAUUAACUUUAUUUGAGAAAAUUGGGGAAAUAUAAGAAAUAAUUAUUUUGGUUGAUGUUUUAAUUGUAAUCAGAGUAAUUGUUGAAAUUAUCCAGAUAGCUUUUUUGUAAAUAAGAUAUAAAAUAUUAGUAUUGUAGAUUCAAAGCCAGAUUCUCCAGAAAUUCUAUAAACAGGAUAUGAAUGAAUUACAGUACCUUUCCUUGUUGUUCUCAGCAUUUGAUAUACUAUCUCAGAACAUGGAGGUUUCAUUUAACAUCAUAGCUAAAAAGUUAUGAUAAAAUUAGUGUCUUUAUAUAUUUUAUGUUUUGCCUUAUAAAGUCAUUCAAGAAGAGGCUAUCACCAAAUAUUGUAGUCAGAUCCUAAUAGGUUAGAGGUAAUUGAUUCCUUUUAAUUAGCUAUAAAUCUGUAGGGUACUUUUUGUACAAAUAUAGUUUUUAAAAAAACCCAUUCUGAAAAUUCAAUUUGCUGACCACCUAACAAUAUUCUUUGCAAUACUACCAUUCAUAAAUAAAAGUGAAUUACAUACGAGGUAGGUAAAACUGAUUUGAUAUUCUUCUCAGUGAUAUUAUUCAUUGUAAAUGUGAAAGGCAACAUUGAACAUUCUUUGGUAUUCCCAGUUUUUGAUGGGUAAUGAUCCUAGGGAUCUUGUUUGAUUCUCUUGCUUCUUCCUUUGUCCUGUCAGGUAUGAAUUUGUUCUACACAAUGAACAACUUCAGUUGAGUUGCUGCCUUGAGCUUCUGAAUGAAAGGCAGGAUAUGAAUAUGACAAAUAUGAAGUCAGGUUGGUCCAGCCAUCUCAGUCUCUUCUGCACUGAUGAGUGGUCCUUCCAAACUUAUUGCGUCAGAUCCCUUUAAGUGGAAAUGCUAACAUGAGAUCUCCUGUUUGUAAAACACAUACUUUGUUAGAAAACCAUGUUAUAGUUAGGCAUUACAUUAAGUCAUAGUAUGCUUAACCGUGGCUUACUGAGGAAAGCCCUUUUUUCUGGGUUAACUUUAUGGCUAAGUAUGAUUGGAACAGGGUAUAUUUGGAUCUUCAUGAUAAGUGCUUUGUGAGCAUUGUCAUUAAGGUGCUGUAAUCAUCUCAACUUUCUUUUUUAGUAGAUUGUUUAAUGAAAACUCCACCAAACUGUCAAUCUAGCUCCAGUUGUGUUACCAAGAUUAAUAUUCAAGUACAAACCCAUCCAUCAGGAGGAAUAGUAUAGGCCAGUGCUCGUUUUGCAAUGGUGGGGAUUUCAAGAUUUUUGAAGGAGCUGAUUUAUUGAGAAAGGGUAAUAAAGAGACACAAAUGGCCAGGAGGACCACGUUGGACUAAAGAGCCUGGUGCCUGAAGGAAUUUAUCAUCUUUCCCUCUUGUGUUAUUGAGUCUUAAGAGAUACAGUUUAUUUCAAGGAGGAAAAUCCUUAAAGGGAAACUGAAAUUCUUGUGACACUGAAAAAAGAAAUCAAGAGAUAAAAUUAUAUCUGUAAAUCACAAAUAGAAUAUAUAAUUUUAUUUAUUGC